UUAUAGAAAAUCGUGUCUGCCUUUUUAAUUUUUUUUUCAUCUUUCUCUCUCACUUUGUUUGUUGUGAUUACGAAAAUAAUAAACGAGUUUUCCACCGCAACCAUCUGUCAGUUUCAACCGCCGGAGCCGCCGCAAGGAAGGCUCUUCAUCCGCCGUGGCGAUUUUUUAAAAGUGUAUAAAGCAUUGCCUUUUUUUGACAAACCAGGAAAUGGUUAAAAGACAUGGGGAGUUUUGAUUCACGAGAGGUAUCAUGUCGCAGUGCGUAGACGGUUUCAAGCAUGUGUGCUCCUCUUUUUUCCGGUGUUUUGAUAUUGAUAUAUACAAACAAUCUGGAGGCAUUGGAGACCCUGAAAUUCUUGCCAGAGAGACAGUUUUUAGCGUGAGUGAGAUAGAGGCUCUCUAUGAGCUGUUUAAGAAAAUCAGCAGUGCUGUCAUUGACGAUGGGCUAAUUAACAAGGAAGAGUUUCAGUUAGCCUUAUUCAAGACAAAUAAAAAAGAGAGCUUGUUUGCUGACCGGGUAUUCGAUUUGUUCGACACAAAGCAUAAUGGAAUACUGGGGUUCGAGGAGUUUGCUCGUGCUCUCUCUGUCUUUCAUCCAAAUGCUCCUAUAGAAGACAAGAUUGACUUUUCGUUUCAGCUGUAUGAUCUUAAGCAGCAAGGUUUUAUUGAGAGGCAGGAGGUGAAGCAAAUGGUGGUGGCUACACUUGCUGAGUCCGGCAUGAACCUGUCAGACGAAGUCAUAGAGACUAUAAUCGACCAGACAUUUGAGGAAGCUGACACAAAACACGAUGGGAGGAUCGAUAAGGAAGAGUGGAGGAUCCUUGUUCUUAGGCAUCCUUCUCUUCUAAAGAACAUGACUCUCCAGUAUCUCAAGGAUAUCACGACUACAUUUCCGAGCUUUGUGUUCCACUCCCAGGUGGAAGAUUCCUGAGAAAAAAACCAAUAGCUAGCAGAGGAGACUAUUUGGGAAUUGUGUUUGUUUUCUGAUUAUGUAUCAUGUUUAUUUGUUUGAAUCUCUUCUCAACAUUUUCAAGAUUUUGUUGUUACUUCUGUGAAAAGAAAGAAAAGAAAACUAAUC
Molecule: messenger RNA, 1078 nt
Organism: Camelina sativa (false flax)
Lineage: Eukaryota; Viridiplantae; Streptophyta; Magnoliopsida; Brassicales; Brassicaceae
Product: calcineurin B-like protein 3
Biological process (GO): calcium-mediated signaling
Molecular function (GO): kinase binding; calcium ion binding
Source: RefSeq, a predicted model, not a curated record